Molecule: messenger RNA, 1845 nt
Organism: Lipotes vexillifer (Yangtze River dolphin)
Lineage: Eukaryota; Metazoa; Chordata; Mammalia; Artiodactyla; Lipotidae
Gene: GPR153
Product: G protein-coupled receptor 153
Exons: 5
Coding region: 1-1845 (614 amino acids)
Biological process (GO): G protein-coupled receptor signaling pathway
Cellular component (GO): membrane
Molecular function (GO): G protein-coupled receptor activity
Source: RefSeq, a predicted model, not a curated record
AUGAGUGAUGAGCGGCGGCUGCCUGGCAGCGCGGUGGGCUGGCUGGCCUGUGGAGGCCUCUCCCUGCUGGCCAACGCGUGGGGCAUCCUCAGCGUGGGGGCCAAGCAGAAGAAGUGGAAGCCCCUGGAGUUCCUGCUGUGCACGCUCGCGGCCACCCACAUGCUCAACGUGGCCGUGCCCAUCGCCACCUACGCCGUGGUGCAGCUGCGGCGCCAGCGCCCCGACUACGAGUGGAACGAGGGCCUCUGCAAGGUCUUCGUCUCCACCUUCUACACCCUCACCCUGGCCACCUGCUUCUCCGUCACCUCCCUCUCCUACCACCGCAUGUGGAUGGUCCGCUGGCCUGUCAACUACCGGCUAAGCAACGCCAAGAAGCAGGCGGUGCACACGGUCAUGGGCAUCUGGACGGUGUCCUUCGUCCUGUCGGCGCUGCCUGCCGUCGGCUGGCACGACACGAGCGAGCGCUUCUACACCCACGGCUGCCACUUCAUCGUGGCCGAGAUUGGCCUGGGCUUCGGCGUCUGCUUCCUGCUGCUGGUGGGCGGCAGCGUGGCCAUGGGCGUGGUCUGCACGGCCAUCGCCCUCUUCCAAACGCUGGCGGUGCAGGUGGGGCACCGGGCUGACCGCCACGCUUUCACCGUGCCCACCAUCGUGGUGGAGGACGCGCAGGGCAAGCGCCGCUCCUCCAUCGACGGCUCCGAGCCCGCCAGGACCUCGCUGCAGAUCACCGGCCUGGUGGCCACCAUCGUCGUCAUAUACGACUGCCUCAUGGGCUUCCCUGUGCUGGUGGUGAGCUUCAGCAGCCUGUGGGCUGACGCCUCGGCGCCCUGGAUGGCACUGUGUGUGCUCUGGUGCUCAGUGACCCAGGCCCUGCUGCUGCCCGUAUUCCUCUGGGCCUGCGACCGCUACCGUGCUGACCUCAAGGCUGUCUGGGAGAAGUGCAUGGCCCUCAUGGCCAACGACGAGGACUCGGGUGACGAAACCAGCCUGGAAGGUGGCAUCCCCCCAGACCUAGUGUUGGACCGCUCCCUGGACUACAGCUAUGGGGGUGACUUUGUGGCCCUGGACAGGACGGCCAAGUAUGAGCUCUCUGCCCUGGAGGGGGACCUGCCCCAGUUCUACCCUCUGCGGCCCUUGCAGGAGGACAAGAUGCAGUACCUGCAGGUCCCGCCCAUGCGACGCUUCUCCCACGACGACGCGGAUGUGUGGGCCGCCGUUCCGCUGCCCACGUUCCUACCGCGCUGGGGCUCUGGUGAGGACCUGGACGCCCUGGUGCUGCCCGGCGGGCCCGAUCGGUGCCGCGGCGGCCUGAUGGCAGAGGACGCACCCCCCUUCCGCCCGCGCCGUCGCUCGGCCGAGAGCCUGUUGUCGCUGCGACCCCCGGCCCUGGACGACGGCCCGCGCCUCGCCCCCGUCUCGCCCCCCGGCAGCCCGCGCCGCCGCGCCGGGCCCGGCGCCCGCUGCGCCUCGGCCUCGCUGCUGCCCGACGCCUUCGCGCUGACCGCCUUCGAGCGGCAGCCACAGGCCCUGCGCCACCAGCCCGCCUCGCCGGGGCCCUUCCCCGUCCGCGCCCUGCCCCUCGACGGCGCCCAGGCCGGCGGGGACGCGGCGCCCCCUGGCGGCGGUGGCGGCGCGCAACGGAGCCCCGGGCCGCGCCCGGCCGCACACGCGCAUUCCAGGACCCUGCGGACCGACCUGAGCGCGUCGUGGGGCGAACCCGGGGGCCUGCGCGCGGCGGGCGGCGGCGGCGGCGGCGGCGGCAGCAUCAGCAGCUUCUUGAGCUCGCCCUCCGAGUCGUCGGGCUACGUCACGCUGCACUCGGACUCGAUGGGUUCGGCGUCUUAG